This is a messenger RNA of Benincasa hispida (wax gourd), 2303 nucleotides long. Its product is annotated as myb family transcription factor. The record is from RefSeq and is a predicted model, not a curated record. NCBI's taxonomy places the organism in Eukaryota, Viridiplantae, Streptophyta, Magnoliopsida, Cucurbitales, Cucurbitaceae.
GAAUUUUCCGCCUUCAUUCUCACGCGCGCGAUUUCCCACCCCUCUCUCUCCCACAUCUGCUUCAAACCCAAACCCUCGCCGUCCACCGUUUCGUUGCUUCUGCGUCUGCCGUCCACCGCCGCUCGCGCCGCCAGUCUCGUCGGAUACUGCUCCGCCUCGCCGUCAACUCCACCGCGCGCCCUCAUCGCUGUUAAGUUUCAAAUAAGUUUCGAACGGGCCAACCACGGUCUGAGGACAUAUUUAGAUGGACAAAUGAUUUUAAUUGAGUCAAGCUAAUUUGGAAUUGCGAAAUCGGCUAUGGUGCAUACCUUUCCUCUAUAUAUGUUGGGCUUGUAAACCAAGGCACAACCCCGCUGACUGGAGGCCAACUAACCAUCAGUAGGGGUAAAGUCUCCACAGUGGUUUAUAUAGCACCGAGGAGUUGGGCAUUAACACGUUUAAAGGGGAAAGGGUGAGUUGUGUACUUGAAGCUGGUGAGAAAAGUUUGAAAGAUGAUGUAUUAAAUGAUGGAAAGUUCAAGUCCCACAAGUUAAAACUUCACACUUGAUGACGACUUCAGAAUUGAUUGCUCAAGAUGAAGAUGUGACUCACACCAAAAUGAAGAUGCAGACAAUGAAAAAAAGUAAGUGUCCAGAUGGUUCAGAUAAAAAGGACAGAGAAAAGAAGAAGAAGAAGAAGAAGAAGAAGCAGAAGGAGCAUAAAACCCAGAAGGACGAGCAGAAAGAAGAAAUAGAAUCGGAUGCAGAACCUCGGGUUAAGAAAGAAGAAAUAGAAUCUGAGACAGAACCUUGUGUAAAAAAAGACGAGGAAAUGCAGAAGAAGAAAAAAGCUAAGUUGUCUGAAGGCAUUGAUGAAAAUAAUUGUAAAAGAGGGCCAGAUAGUGGUAAGGAGAAGAAGAAAAAGAAGCAAAAAACUGAGGAUUCUACAGAAAGUUCUUCACAUAUUACCAAGGAGGAGAAGAGGAAGAAAACUAAGUAUGUUGAAGGUGGAUCACUAAAAAAGGUUCAUGAAGGAGAAGCAGGAUUGAGGGAGGAGGAAAUUAGUAGUCCUCCUGAAAGACUUUCGCCCAAGGGAUCAUCUAAGAAAGUAAGAUUUUCAGAAGAUGUGGAGAUUUUUCCAUUAGUUGAUGCCCAAAGUAGUGGGAAAACAAAGCAGGAUGAUGGUUUAAUUAGAGGCAAGCGGUUUUCCAAAGAAGAAGAUGAGAUAGUUAAAAAGGCUGUCUUGAAAUAUAUUGAGGAACACGCUCUUGGUGAUGAAGGUCUCAAGAAAGUUCUUCAUUGCAGGGAGUUUCCAGAAGUGAAAAGUUGUUGGAAGGACAUAGGAAAAGCCUUACCUUAUAGGCCUUAUUUGAGUGUAUAUUAUAGAGCUCACAUCUUGUUUGAAAGAGAUGAGACACAUAAAUGGACACCUGAGGAAUAUGAACUUGUUCGAAAGUUUCAUGAGAAACAUGGAUCGGAUUGGAAAGCAUUGGCAGAAGUCCUUGGAAAACAUAGGUUUCAUGUGAAAGAUACGUGGCGACGAAUAAAACUCCCCAAUAUGAAGAAAGGAAAGUGGACACAAGAUGAGUACCAGAAAUUAUUUGAUUUAGUUAACAAAGACCUGCGACUCAAGGCUUAUGAGGAAAAAAGAUCCAAGCAUGGGAUGCUUCGUGACAAUAUCUGCUGGGGAGCAAUUAGCGACGAGUUGUCCACAAGAUCAACUGCUAUUUGCUGCCAGAAAUGGUAUGGCCAGUUGACAUCGCCAAUGGUUGCUGACAAUGAAUGGGCAGACGUUGAUGAUUACCGGCUUGUUGAUGCCCUCUCCAGCUUGGAUGCUUGCUCCAUUGAAGAUGUGGAAUGGGACCAACUGCUUGAACACAGAAAUGGUGAGGUAUGUAGAAAGCGAUGGUCUCAAAUGGUCAAACACAUAGGUGAUAAUGGAAACAAGUCAUUUUCUGAACAAGUUGAAGUCCUUUCCGAGCGAUAUAGCCUUGAUGUACUUGAUGCAAGAGAAGCCUACGACAAUCCUUCUAUAGUUGAUUAACGAAAACAUGGUUCCAAUCUCAUCCAGGGUAUUGUAUCAAGAUGUCUCAUGUGUUUGAUGCCAAUGUGUAGUAAGAUGUCGUCUUCCUCAGCCAGCCCAAACAUCUCUUGCUAGGAUUAUCGAGUUGUGUAUGAUCUUUUUGGACAAGGGAACAUAUAUAGCUUGCUUAUUCAUUGCAUAUCCCAUGUCUUAUUUUGUUCUUAAUAGUGAUAUUAGUUGCUACGUUUAUAAUUUUCCAGUUACUCUACACAGGUGAAAGUUUUGGGAGUUUCUUUUUCUCA